Messenger RNA from Fusarium oxysporum Fo47, 1890 nucleotides. RefSeq lists its product as uncharacterized. Lineage: Eukaryota; Fungi; Ascomycota; Sordariomycetes; Hypocreales; Nectriaceae. Gene Ontology annotation, cellular component: cytosol. The record is from RefSeq and is a predicted model, not a curated record. The transcript is spliced from 8 exons. Gene Ontology annotation, molecular function: acetoacetate-CoA ligase activity. The coding region runs from base 1 to 1890 and encodes 629 amino acids.
AUGGCAACCUGGGCUCAUUCAAGCCCUCAACUGACAAAGCUGGAGGCCUUCAAAAGACAUGUCAACCUGAAGCACAAUCUGGCCCUCGCCGACUAUGAGCAAUUACACAAGUGGUCUGUGAAUGAGACCGAGUUAUUCUACCAGGAAAUAUGGGACUUCUGUGGCGUCGUGUACUCAGCGCCUCCUAGUCGAGCUGUCAGUGAUAGCUCCCGCAUGUGGCCGCGACCAGAGUGGUACUCCGGAGCCCGGCUAAACUUCACCGAGAACGUGCUCGCCGUGGGUCUGGCAGCACAUCCCGACAAGAUCGCCGUGUCGGCUUGUCGCGAGGCGGGCACGCAGUGGAAGCAUCUGACGUGGAAGCAGCUGGAGCGUGAGAUAGCUCGGUACACGAGCGCGCUGAGAAUUGCUCAUGUCAAGGCGAUGGAUCGCGUGGCAGCUGUUAUGACAAACUCUCUAGAGGCGGUGUUGAUUCUGCUCGCCUGUGCCAGCAUCGGCGCCAUCUUCUCUUCAACUUCACCCGAGAUGGGGGUGAAUGGGAUUGUCGAGAGGUAUCUUCAGUCUCAGCCCAAGGUCCUGUUCCUCGAAUCCCGUGUCCUCUACGGCGGCAGGUCACGAGACCUCCGCAAGAAGCUGGCAACUGUCGUUGAAAGACUGAAGCAUCAAGGCACUGGACUCCAGCAGGUCGUCGUCAGCGGCCCAGCUUGGGAAGAUGACACUGUGUCCGGAACGACUGGCCAGCCAAAAUGCAUAUGUCACUCCGGAGGCGGUGCGCUUCUAAAGCAUAAGAUGGAUAUGGCGUUGGCCAUGGACCUUGGCAUCGACUCAAUAUACUAUCAGUAUACAAGCACUGGGUGGAUGAUGUGGAAUAUGCUCGUGGGAGCUCUCAGCGUUGGUUGCAAGAUUAUUCUUUACGACGGGAGCCCGCUCCAUCCGAGACCGUCUUACCAAUUAAGGUUUCUAGAAGAACAAGGCGUCACACAUUGGGGCACGAGUCCAAAAUUCCUCGGGACGCUCAUGAGAGACCUUAACGGUCCGCUACCGUCGCUGGCAGCCUUACAGACAGUGCUCGUGUCUGGCUCGGCGCUUUCCGAGGAACUCUGUGACUGGUUCUACACAGUCUUUCCGAAAGAAGUCGGUCUCCAUAAUGGUUCGGGAGGGACGGACAUGCUUGGAGGCAUUAUUGGCGGCAAUAAUCUCAUUCGGAUACAUGGUAACGAACUUGCGGCUGCAGCUCUGGGCAUGAAGGUAGAGAUCUGGGACGAGAACGGCAACAAUAUCGAUGACUCCGGACAGAAAGGGGAGCUAGUCAUCACGAAACCGUUCCCGAGUAUGCCGGUGACGUUCUGGGGGGAAGGAGGAGAUGAAAAGUACCGAAAUGCGUACUUUGACACCUUUCCUAAUGUCUGGUGCCAUGGAGACUUUGUCAGCAGGGAUAUCAAGACCAAGGGCUACCUAGUCCAUGGUCGCAGCGACGGUGUCCUCAACCCUGGCGGAGUUCGGUUUGGCACUGCCGAGAUAUACAACGUGGUCAGCAGAUUCGCCGAGGUGGAUGACAGCAUCGCCGUAGGCCAGCGGCGACCCCAGGAUCAAGACGAGCAGGUUCUACUGUUCAUCAAGAUGAGGGAUGGCAUAAAUUUCGAUGAGGCGCUAGAGUUAAAGAUCCGCGAUGCCAUAAAGACGUUGUUGAGUCCGAGGCAUGUCCCAGCGUAUAUCCUUCACGUCAGGGACAUCCCGUACACCAUGAGCGGUAAGAAGGUGGAGAAGGCCGUCAAGAGCGUCGUGAUAGGGGAAAGAGUGCAGAAUGCUGGCGCAAUAAGUAAUGCAGAGUGUUUAAAGGAAUAUGAGAAGUAUAUAAGCCUGCUAGAUAUAAAAUGGGCUGCUAAGCUAUAA